CAAGCUUCUACCUCUUCAAUUUCCUUGCUCCAUGGCUCCAUAGUAAGGCUGCAACUGCUUCUUCGCCGAAUAAGCCUACGAGGAGGACGCAAUAGGUCGCUCAGCAUGUCGAAGCAAUAUCUCACCCUUCACACUAUCGACGACGCCCACCCCUCCGAUAUCUUCGCUCUCGCACCCACGCCAAGCCAAGUUCUCUCCGCCAGUGGCUCCAGUUCGAUUCGCAUCUACGACACUACAUCGCCUGACUUUCCUCUCGUCCAAACGCUGGAAGGCGUGCAUCCGCUCGGCAUACACCACCUAGUAACCGCGAAGGAAGCGAGACGCGCUGCGAGCGUAGGCUUUGAGGGCAAAGUCAAGAUAUGGACUCAGACAGAGGAAGGCGAGUGGAAGCAGCAUGGGGAGAUAAGCGACCAGGUGAAAGCGGGCGAUAUCUGGGCAGUAGCUCUUAGUGCGGAUGGAAAUUACCUCGCCAGCAGCAGCAUCAACGGGAAGGUGCAUGUCUGGAGCGUGAGCGAAGAUGGCAUGCCCAAGAUCAGGGAGUACGAGACGAAAGGCAGCUUCGGGUUGUGUGUGGGUCUGAGCCAGGACGGACGCUUCACAGCAUCCGGACAUGAAAACGGUUCGGUCUAUAUCUUCAACAACGACACUGGUCGCCUUGCACACUCCCUUGCCGGUCUCGUUCACCCCGUCCGCAGCGUAGCAUUCUCUCCAGCGUCAAAACUCCUUGCCGCGGGCGGUGAUGCGAGGAUAAUAGCACUAUACGAUGUCAAUUCGGGAGAGCAGGUCGCCAACUUCACGGGGCAUGGUGGCUGGAUACUGUCGCUGGAUUGGAGUGAUACUGGAGAGUACCUUCUCUCAGGUUCACACGACUCCAAAGCCAAAGUCUGGCGCAUCGAGACCCGAUCCUGCGUCGCCACUCACUCGCAUGGGGACAAGCCCUUGUGGACUGCGAAGUGGCUGCCGAAGAGCACCCGGAGCGAGAUGUUUGCGCUCGGUGGAGGAAACAAUGCGAUUAGCUUCUAUCGAGAGGCAGCGGGUUGAGGAGCAAAUCGUCCGAGGAAGUUUUGAAGCCGCCCCAUGUAUCAUAUAUGUGGAGUCCAUGAUAUCGCGUGGAUUUAGCGGGAAGAAUAGCGGUUGUCGCGAUGACAACGACACGAUCAGCAAAAAACAGGGGAGGUAGGAGACGUACCUGCUAUGGUCCCCCAUAUCGUGCGAUCAAGCAUCUACAAAAGAUCGAUACCGGCUGGUUGGUCAAGCAACUACCACUACGCGCCCUACCACCGCCAAGAAAACAGGAAAUAGAAUACUUACAUCGGAAUCAAUACCACCAUUUCAGAUGACCUUGCGCGAGAGAGGAGAGACGCAAGAUGCAGAGUAUGUCAGUGGAUGACCUGAAGGCUCAAAGAAAGAAGAGACAGGUCGUUGUCG
Trematosphaeria pertusa is the source of this 1428-nucleotide messenger RNA. RefSeq names its product WD40 repeat-like protein. Gene Ontology annotation, molecular function: protein binding. Gene Ontology annotation, cellular component: Cdc73/Paf1 complex. Lineage: Eukaryota; Fungi; Ascomycota; Dothideomycetes; Pleosporales; Trematosphaeriaceae. The transcript has 5 exons. Bases 106 to 1041 code for a protein of 311 amino acids. The record is from RefSeq and is a predicted model, not a curated record.